Messenger RNA from Rubroshorea leprosula, 720 nucleotides. The record is from the annotation of a GenBank genome assembly. Lineage: Eukaryota; Viridiplantae; Streptophyta; Magnoliopsida; Malvales; Dipterocarpaceae.
AACCCCUCUCUCUUUCUUCCUCCCACUUCUAGAUCUUUGUUAUGUUCCUAAUUUCAGCAGAAAGAAGAUCCUUUGGGGUUACUUUCUCCAGUUUCUAUGGAUUUCUUCAAGUCCAUCUUUUCUGAUGAUCCCCAAACCUCCGAUUCGAAAGCAACUCCCAACUCCAGCAUCACUUGGAGUCUCGGCAGCCUAGUGAAGACCCUUGCAGAGAAGUCUGAGUCAUGAUAGACUCCUAUCGUAAAGAUUUGGAGGAGUUCGGAACUGGGUUGAAGAAGGAGAUUGUCGUGAUCCGGAGUGUUGCUUCUUGUGCUGUCAAUGAGUCUCUCGAGAUUAGCGCCUUCGUCACGUAGGAGAAGCUCAAAUCAUUAGGCAGGCCAUCAAUGAUAUCGGCAACUCGAUUUGGAAGCCUCAAGGUCUCGCCAUUGCAGAAAUCAACGUAUAUCAGAGCUAAGAAUUUCCAUGUUUCUGUUUGACUUUUUUAUUUUAUUUUUAUUUUUUCUAUGUCUCCUGAAAUAUGGAAACAAGGAGAUAUAUAUAAGGCGACGUUUUGGAGAAGACGAUCUUUUGCCUUUUGAGAGUUUCUCCAAACCCAUAUGCUUCUUCAAGGAGAAUGUCUUUGUGUGCCUUUCUUUCUUCUCUUUAGGGUACCAGAAUUUACUUAUAUAAAACUUAUGAAAUGGGGAAGGGGAUGAACUGGAAAAAUGAAAGGGGAAGAGAGAU